This is a messenger RNA of Humulus lupulus (European hop), 2517 nucleotides long. RefSeq lists its product as uncharacterized. The transcript is spliced from 20 exons. The record is from RefSeq and is a predicted model, not a curated record. The coding region runs from base 131 to 2236 and encodes 701 amino acids. NCBI's taxonomy places the organism in Eukaryota, Viridiplantae, Streptophyta, Magnoliopsida, Rosales, Cannabaceae.
CGCUCCGCAAUCAGAUUCGUCUAAUCGUUCGUAUAAAUAUUUGUUUAUUCCAUUUUCCAGUCCCAGAUUUAAAGAUUCUAUAACUCAGUCUCGAGUGGAGUAGAGUGUGGACUCAGUGGGAAUCGUCACCAUGACCAAGGUUCCUCCUACUUCGGCUCCGAGCUUGUCAAUGGCGGCGGCGUCGACGAUCAAAGCCUACUCGGUGCCUUUGGCUCUCUUCUUAGGAGCUAUGUUCUAUCAAGUCGUUCUAAUUCCUAAAUCCUUUCCUCCUUCUCAUUACGACGCUCUGCUUAUCAGUAAGUACAGUUCAAUUGAAGAAGUGAAGGAAGCCUACGAGAAACUUUCAUCCAAGUGGAAUUCAGACAUUGACGUUCCUCUUGCUUCUGAUUUUAUCAAGAUUCGCUAUGCUUAUGAGUUGCUGACAAACCCAACAUGGAAGAAAAAUUAUGAUAUAUUUGGUAUUGAAGAGCAAUUAGGUGUUUUUGAGAAGGCCAAAGAACAGUAUGCAGGAAGUAGUAUUUCAACCAUAGACCUUCCGUUAUUAGAUUCUGCAAUUCCAGAUACUGGAGAUGAUAGUCUUAAUGUCAUAACCUCCGAGGGCUUUCAGUCUAUGUUGCAGGAUGCCCAGCCCUUACUAAUCCAGCUGUUUUCAUUUGGGAGCAAGAGUUCUUUUCAGUUUUCUGAUGCCUGGAAAAGAAUUGCUGUUUUGCUGGAUGGGGUUGCAACUACUGCUUCUGUGGAACUUGGGAACCUUCAACUUGUGGCAUAUCUUUCUGAAAAGAAACCAACAGGACGGCCUUUUUUUAGAAAUGGCUUUCCUUCUCUUGUUACUUUUCCCCAAGGGUGUAGAACUGCUGAUUGUCUUAUUAGGUAUGAUGGGGAGCUGUCUGUUGAUGCAGUUACAGAGUGGUUCGCAACAAAUAUUGUCGGUUUACCUCGGAUUUUUUACUACUCAAAAGAGUCGUUGGGACAAAAUUUCCUGGCAAAAGUUAGUCCUCAUAAGGUAAAAGUCAUUAUCUUCUCAAGAACAGGGGAACGAGCAGUUCCUGUUGUACGUCAAGCUGCUAAAAAGUAUUGGUCUCAUGCCUCUUUUGCAUUUGUGCUUUGGCGAGAAGAGGAAUCUUCUGUUUGGUUCAAUGCGUUUGGGGUGGAGAGUGCACCAGCAAUAGUAUUUUUGAAAGAUCCAGGUGCCAAACCUGUAGUGCACCAUGGAGCAAUUAACAACUCAUGGUUUUCAACUAUUAUGGAACAGAACAAACAGCUAGAGCUUCCUCAGUUGAGAAGUGCAACAUCAAUGGAAUUGGGCUGUGAUGCUAGAGGCUAUUCUCGUGCUGGAUUUGAUACCUCUACUUGGUAUUGCGCCAUUCUUGCAGGAAGGCAUUGCCCAGAACUCAAUAAAAUGCGUGAAACCAUACACAGGGUUCAAGAAAUACUAUCCGGUGAUAUUGAGUCUAGUGAUGAUCAAACCACAGCACCAGCAUUGGGUGCAAUAAGAAGCAAACGAUUGACUUUUGCUUGGCUUGAAGGGGAAACUCAAAAGAAAUAUUGUUUCUUUUACCUCAAUUCUGAAACCAGCUAUGAUACUUGUGGACCAAGGAGAGAUCUGGCUGAUGUACCACGGUUAUUUAUAGUGCGUUACAAAAGAAAUGCUAGCGAAGAGGACACAAAGCCUAAGAGAAAGCAAGGAAGCAUAUGGGACUCAUUACAAGAACAGGAAUUGGAUCCUGCAUCACAACUUGUGGCAAAGUACAAUGGUUCAGAUGAAACUUCAGAGAUCAUUAAAUGGGUCUCACAAAUAAUCAAGGAUGGUGACUCCAGGGAUCUGCCUCAUUAUCGAACAAAGACUCCUGAACUGGUUCCCGACGAUGCACAACCUAUCUGGUCAAAAGGUGUUCAAAGCUUACCUUCAACAUCCACAAUGAAGCAGGGUAUUCGUGGCCUUAUAACCAAAUUUUAUGAUUUCAUUGGAGAUCCAAGGAUUGGUCCCAUCCUUCUUCUGGCAGCUUUAAUAUCUUUUGGUAGCAUCUGGCUGCGAAGAAGUCAACCACCUCAACAGCCUAAUGAACCAGAUUCAAACCAACCAACUCAACCUAGUUCUAAGUUCCAGGAAAAAAGGAAAGCCAGAAGGAGAGAACGAGUGAGAACUGUGUCAAAUGACCGUCCUUCUCCUUCCAUCACCAAUGAAGAACCUAAAAAUGCUUACCAGAUGCCAUUUUCAGAUUCCGAUUCUGAGUAGUAGAUGCUCCUCAUUUUUCUAAAGAUGAAAUACUUGACCGAUAGCUGAAGUUGUGUUUAUAAGUGAGCCAUUAGUCUCCACUGUGAUAAUUGAAGCCAUAAAUAGAACCUGGCGAUUCUUAACACUACCAACUACUGGUUUUAUGCUCUGUAGAUUUUACAAUUACAGCUCCUUAAAGUUUCUAGUUUCUUGUAAUAUUGGAGAUACUUGUUUAUUUGCCUAACCGAGUGACACGGUACAUAAUCCUCCAUCAAUAUAAAGUAAUUUAGUGAAAACACAAA